Molecule: messenger RNA, 777 nt
Organism: Aspergillus chevalieri
Lineage: Eukaryota; Fungi; Ascomycota; Eurotiomycetes; Eurotiales; Aspergillaceae
Exons: 1
Coding region: 1-777 (258 amino acids)
Source: RefSeq, a predicted model, not a curated record
AUGCAAUUCCUGCUCCACAUCUGCCAUUUUCUAGCCUUGAGCCAUCUGGCCAAAUUGCCAGUCCAGGAGGGAGAGAUUGCGCGGCUGCAAGGGCCUCUGGGCCUGGUAGCACGUCUAUUCGGUCUGGAAACUGGCUACUGGUCGUCUGUAUCGUGCUCUCAAAGCCCUCGGAUGGGUCCACUGGCAUAUUCAUAUUACCAUGGAUAUGUCUUCGAAAAGAGUGACUGCAUUGUUCGUCCAUUAGAAUCCGUCAGCAACACCGUGGAAAGACUCUCCGUGGGUCUAGAUCACUAUCCAGUUUUAUUUAAUGAGAGGGACUUCAAUGAGACAGAAGUAAGCCGAUAUGAGCAUGUACAAGAGGCAUUGAAGAAGUUUACCCGCCUCAAAACAGUCGAACUGCCCAUCUGCCUCUUAGUCAGUUAUGAUGUAUAUCCUGAGAAUGACGUUGACCUGAGCACUAUCUGGCCAGACACACUGUGCGAGGUUGGCCUGAGAAUCGACAUGAAAGCCAGUCACGACAAUGAGUGGGAUGAGUUGAGGAUGGUUGAUUGGGUGUACGAUGUUCUCCUGAAGCAGCGAGAUGCGGCCCCACACCUCGAAUGGAUCACCAUUCGGUUUUGGGAACCGUUUGAUGAUGACCUUUGGCAAGAAUAUGAGAAGCGGUUACAAGCCAAAUGUGAAGAAAUAGGCAGUCCUUUCGAAUUCAUGAACGAUGAUCUAUCCCGGCGAUUGUGGAUGCGGACAAUUUCAUGGCUUUCUACGUCUCUCGGAUCGUAG